Molecule: messenger RNA, 1463 nt
Organism: Phragmites australis (common reed)
Lineage: Eukaryota; Viridiplantae; Streptophyta; Magnoliopsida; Poales; Poaceae
Product: transcription factor MYB17-like
Exons: 3
Coding region: 174-1034 (286 amino acids)
Source: RefSeq, a predicted model, not a curated record
GUCAUCCGCGCCCCUCUUCCUCUGUGACAACCAAAUCCUUUCUUUACCCUUCCCCCCUCUCACGUCGCACUCAAAGUCACAAGUGCCUGUGCGCGCCGCGCGAGCUCUCGUGCUUGGCGUCAACGCGUUAGUUUCUGUGCGCGCGUGUGGGAGAGGGAGCUGUUCAGCGGUCAAUGGGGAGGACGCCUUGCUGCGACGGCCGGAAGGGGCUCAAGAAGGGGCCGUGGACGCCGGAGGAGGACAAGCUCCUCGUCGACUACAUCCAGGCCAACGGGCACGGCAGCUGGCGCCUGCUCCCCAAGCUCGCAGGGCUGAACCGGUGCGGCAAGAGCUGCCGGCUGCGGUGGACGAACUACCUCCGGCCGGAUAUCAAGCGCGGGCCCUUCACCCCCGAGGAGCAGAAGUCCAUCGUCCAGCUCCAUGCCAUCGUCGGCAACAAGUGGUCCAUGAUCGCGGCGCAGCUGCCCGGCCGGACGGACAACGAGAUCAAGAACUACUGGAACACGCACCUCAAGAAGCAACUGCGCCGGAUGGGCCUCGACGAGCCCCCGCCAGGACCGGCCGCCGGCUGCCCCGCCGCGCGACACAUGGCGCAGUGGGAGACUGCCCGCCUCGAGGCCGAGGCGCGCCUCUCCCUCCUCUCUUCCUCCUCCGGCGCCGCCGCCACCACCUCCUCGUCCUCGACCGUCGCCGCCGCGGCCGAGCAGGCGUCCAAGCCGGCGGACAUCUUCCUGCGCCUUUGGACCUCGGACAUCGGGGCCUCCUUCCGCAAGGUGGCCGCGGCGGGGCCGAUGCCGGCGCCCGUCAAGAAGAAGGACGCGGUGAUCAAGCGGGAGCAGCAGGCGCUGCCCGGGGACGACUCCUCGGCGGCGUCCAACGAGAUGGAGGUGGCGGAGGCUCUGGAGGAGUACCAGAUGUUCCUAGACUUCGCCGGCGAGGAGCUGGGGCUGUUCCACGGCCGGCACGGCGGCUUCUCGCUGUUCCCGCCGCUCGACGUGCUCGCCGAGGCAUCCCUGGACACCGCGUUCAAGUGAGACGUAGCGCACCUCAUACGUACACGUAUACAUACCCCUGCGGCUAGCUAUACGCCUCCACAUGCGCGCAUGUAUGUAUAUAUGCACGUCUGCCAUGCAUAGCGCGCGCGCCCGCGUACGUACGUGGUACGUCUGACCAGAUUUAUCAGGAAAUUUAGGGGUUAGGGCUGCAAGUAGGUGGUUUUAGCUCAUUAACCGGGGUUAGCUAAGGUAGGACAUCAUGGUGCAUUAUGGCCUGUAUUGGGAUUCUCUGGGGGACGGUCACUGGAGAUGCUCUAAUGCAUCUAAUGAUGUCUUCACUUAUUCUUCAGUUGAUUUUGGCAGUUCUUUUGACGUUGUGAACAAUGCUGGUAAAUGGCCGGUAACGUUUCAGGUUUGUAUGCGAUCCAUUCUUGACGUUUCAGGUUAGUGGGUGGCUGCGCACGCCGA